This is a messenger RNA of Ylistrum balloti, 2265 nucleotides long. RefSeq lists its product as uncharacterized. NCBI's taxonomy places the organism in Eukaryota, Metazoa, Mollusca, Bivalvia, Pectinida, Pectinidae. Bases 1 to 2265 code for a protein of 754 amino acids. The record is from RefSeq and is a predicted model, not a curated record. The transcript is spliced from 16 exons.
AUGAAACCUGGACUCACUGUGUGGUAUUGUAUUAUCUGUUUGUUCACAGAAUCCCAUCUGAUAACAGCAGAUCCGUGCCUUUCCUACGAGGAGUUCCAAGUGGAUUAUAGACGAUCACCAGGCCACAUAGAAGAUGUGUACGAAGAAGGUCUCUGUGACGUUCUAGUCCGUGAGAAUUGGUACCGAUUUGUCGGGGAAGCUGAUGGUGACCUGACUAAUGACAUAAACGCUGUGAAAUCAAACGGCUGUGGUACCUUCUACCCACUCUGGAUGGAUGGUCAGAUUCCUGAAGUCACUGAGGGGAUUGUAGACAGAAAAGUUUGUAUGAAGUCCGUCUUUUCUUCGUGUCACACGUCAUUCACUAUUCAGGUGAAGAACUGCUGUACGUACAUCGUGUAUUACCUCCAAAGUGCAUCAGCCUGUCCAUCUUCCUACUGCGUUAGUCCGUCCCAUGUCAACGGUAGUGACUGUUCUAACCAUACACUCCAUACAACAACAGUGACGUCACCGGUAGAGAAGACAACCACCAGAACGAUAUCUCGGACUACAAACACGACCACAGAUAGAACUGCUGAACUGACUACUGUCAGAGAAACAUCACCCCAGACAACGUUAGUGACAUCUAGUGUGAAGACACGAACCACUACCGAGGCAGCUUUCGAUCCGUGCCUUUCCUACGAGGAGUUCCAAGUGGAUUAUAGACGAUCACCAGGCCACAUAGAAGAUGUGUACGAAGAAGGUCUCUGUGACGUUCUAGUUCGUGAGAAUUGGUACCGAUUUGUCGGGGAAGCUGAUGGUGACCUGACUACUGACAUAAACGCUGUGAAAUCCAACGGCUGUGGUACCUUCUACCCUCUCUGGAUGGAUGGCGAGAUUCCUGACAUUGCUGAGGGGAUUGUAGACAGAAAAGUUUGUACGAAGUCCGUCUUCUCUUCAUGUCACAAUUCAUUCACUAUUCAGGUGAAAAAUUGCUGCUCAUACAGAGUGUAUUACCUCCAAAGUGCAUCAAGCUGUCCAUGUUCUUACUGCGUUAGUCCCUCCUAUAUCAACGGUAGUGACUGUUCUAACCAUACACUCCAUACAACAACAAUGACGUCACCGGUAGAGAAGACAACCACAAGAACGAUAUCUCGGACAACAAACACGACCACAGAUAGAACAGCUGAACUGACUACUGUCAGAGAGACCUCACCCCAGACAACGUUAGUGACAUCUAGUGUGAAGACACGAACCACUACUGAGACAGAAUCAGAAAUUCAAAUAGACCGGCCAUUUGCAGAUUUGAACAUAUAUAUGAUUAUUCUCAUUGGACUGGUGUCGAUCGUCUUGAUGGCAUUGACAACUUUAAUUUUCAUCAGAUAUGUGUUCUCCUCCAAAACCUCCAAACUGAUUUACCAAUCGAAUCCAGAUGUGAGAAGAAACGUGAAAGACAUGGAACGAUUGAUCAUUGUGUGUGCCGUUUGCAUAAUCUUACCUGGCAGAGUGGCUUCAGAUCCCUGUACAACGUACGAGAAUUUCACAGCCGACUCUACACGAUCGCCAAGUCACAUUGAGUCUGUUUACGCUAACAAGAACUGUGAUGCUGUCCUGACCACUAAGUGGUACAGAUUGGUAGGGGAUGCAGGGACUGACCUGACCAAUGAUAGUGAUCUUCUAGUCACUGACGGAUGCGGGACAACUUACCAGCUAUGGAUGAAUGGCUCUUUACCAGAUGAAUCGGAUGGAACUGUAAAUGUCCAAAUAUGUAUGAAGUCAGUCUUCUCAAUCUGUCACAGCAGCUUCACUAUCCAAGUGAAAAACUGCUGUUCUUUCUGUGUUUAUCAUCUCCAGAGCGCAACAAAUUGUCCUCAGGCAUACUGCGUCAGUCCCAGACUUGUUCCAUCUGAUAACUGUCCCGCAUCAACCACUACAUCAUCAUCUGGGGUCACCACUACCAGUGGUUUGAGCACAACCAAGACGACCAGCAUCUCCACAACAACCAAAUCGUCAUCAACAAGCAAAAUAGCUACUGGUGACCUGCAUAUGACUAUCGUGAACACAAUUGACCCUCAGGUCAUCAUCAUCGUAGUUCUCCUGUUGGUAGUCAUCGUGGUGAUAAUGAUCGGAAUUUUCAUAUACAAAUGUCACAAGUCUAGCAAGGUGUCUGCAGACCGUGCGACGUACUUAACCCCGGUUCUGUAUCAACCACAACAGCAUGGAUACAUAGACGCGUCUAGUCCGGGGCCUAAUGUGGAAAAAGAUGAGACUGCCACUCUCGAUAUGUAA